AGAAUUGGGCAGUGUGAUCCCAGGUGUGGAAUAGAGAGGGGGAGCAUGACUUCCUUGGAUCUAGGCACUCGGUUCCUAUUGAUCCCAUUGGCUUUUUUGAGCCGCCGCAUGACAUUGUAGGCUCAUGUUUAACUUGAGAGGCAGGGGCGGGGAGAGGAAAUAGGGGCCUCUCUUUAAGCCGCUCCUUAUGGGGCUUGUUCUCCAGAACCAUGAUCAUUUGAGUCGCCCUCCUCUGGACACAUUCCAGCUUAGAGUCAACAUCUCCAUUCAAUUGUGGUGCCCAGAAUUGGACACAGUGUGAUCCCAGGUGUGGAAUAGAGAGGGGGAGCAUGACUUCCUUGGAUCUAGGCACUCGGUUCCUAUUGAUCCCAUUGGCUUUUUUGAGCCGCCGCAUGACAUUGUAGGCUCAUGUUUAACUUGAGAGGCAGGGGCGGGGAGAGGAAAUAGGGGCCUCUCUUUAAGCCGCUCCUUAUGGGGCUUGUUCUCCAGAACCAUGAUCAUUUGAGUCGCCCUCCUCUGGACACAUUCCAGCUUAGAGUCAACAUCUCCAUUCAAUUGUGGUGCCCAGAAUUGGACACAGUGUGAUCCCAGGUGUGGAAUAGAGAGGGGGAGCAUGACUUCCUUGGAUCUAGGCACUCGGUUCCUAUUGAUCCCAUUGGCUUUUUUGAGCCGCCGCAUGACAUUGUAGGCUCAUGUUUAACUUGAGAGGCAGGGGCGGGGAGAGGAAAUAGGGGCCUCUCUUUAAGCCGCUCCUUAUGGGGCUUGUUCUCCAGAACCAUGAUCAUUUGAGUCGCCCUCCUCUGGACACAUUCCAGCUUAGAGUCAACAUCUCCAUUCAAUUGUGGUGCCCAGAAUUGGACACAGUGUGAUCCCAGGUGUGGAAUAGAGAGGGGGAGCAUGACUUCCUUGGAUCUAGGCACUCGGUUCCUAUUGAUCCCAUUGGCUUUUUUGAGCCGCCGCAUGACAUUGUAGGCUCAUGUUUAACUUGAGAGGCAGGGGCGGGGAGGGGAAAUAGGGGUCUCUUGCCCACCCCCACCCCCUUCAACCCAGAGCCUCGAGCUGCUCUCCGAGAGAGUGUGAGCGGAUAGUGGGGGGUAGGAAAGACUGGAGGCGGGAGACACGAGAGAGAGAGAUUGAGAGAGGGAGCCUCGCCUGCUUGCUUGCCUGCCUGCCGGGCGAGACUGAGAAGCCAUCGCUGCCUCUUGCUCUCUCAGUCACACACAGAGAGAGGCGCGCAGACGAGGAGGAGGAGGAGAAAGAAGGGGACGCACCCAUUCAUUGCAGGCCUGUGGCUAGGGGAGCCCAGAGAGGAAGGGGCGCCAUGCCGAGGUUAGAGAACAUUUGGAAAUUGGUCUAACAGAGCAAUCAUGAUGGGAUUAAAGAAGCCAACUGCCUUUCCUGGUGGUCUACACCUUUUAAGUGUUGUUGUACUCUUGCUAUUGCACAUGGACAAAGCACACUCAGAACAUCAGGCUGAAGAUGGUAAUGAUACUAAAGAAUGUACUGGUUCUUAUAUUUGCAAGAAAGGUGUGAUUUUGCCAAUCUGGGAACCUCAGGACCCUUCAUUUGGUGACAAAAUAGCAAGAGCCACUGUAUACUUUGUGGCCAUGGUCUACAUGUUUCUAGGAGUGUCGAUUAUAGCCGAUCGCUUCAUGUCAUCAAUAGAAGUGAUUACAUCCCAAGAGAAAGAGAUCACCAUCAAGAAACCUAAUGGUGAAACCACCAAGACCACAGUUAGAGUUUGGAAUGAGACUGUUUCCAAUCUAACUCUGAUGGCUUUGGGCUCUUCUGCUCCAGAGAUCCUCCUUUCUGUGAUUGAAGUGUGUGGCCACGGAUUCCAUGCAGGGGACCUUGGGCCAAGCACCAUUGUAGGAAGUGCAGCCUUCAACAUGUUCGUCAUCAUAGCCCUUUGUGUUUACGUUGUCCCAGAUGGAGAAAUCAGGAAGAUUAAGCAUCUCCGUGUGUUUUUUGUCACUGCGGCUUGGAGCAUCUUUGCCUACACUUGGCUUUACUUAAUUUUAUCUGUCAUAUCGCCUGGGGUAGUAGAAGUCUGGGAAGGCUUGCUCACCUUCUUCUUCUUUCCAAUCUGUGUGGUGUUUGCCUGGGUUGCCGACCGGAGGCUCUUGUUUUACAAGUAUGUCUACAAGAGGUACAGGGCUGGCAAACAGAGGGGGAUGAUCAUUGAGCAUGAAGGUGAAGGGCCGCAGUCCAAAGCUGACAUUGAAAUGGAUGGGAAAGUAGUUAAUUCCCAUGUUGAAAGUUUCUUGGAUGGCACUCUGGUCCUCGAGGUAGACGAGAAGGAUCAAGAUGAUGAGGAAGCGAGGAGGGAAAUGGCCAGAAUCCUCAAAGAGCUGAAGCAGAAGCAUCCAGACAAAGAAAUGGAGCAGCUGAUAGAAUUGGCUAAUUAUCAGGUUCUUAGUCAACAGCAAAAGAGCCGAGCCUUUUACCGAAUCCAAGCCACUCGACUAAUGACCGGGGCAGGCAAUAUAUUGAAGAGACAUGCUGCAGACCAAGCCAGAAAAGCAGUCAGCAUGCAUGAGGUCAACUGUGAAGUAGCAGACAAUGACCCUGUCAGUAAGGUGUAUUUUGAGCAGAGCACCUACCAAUGCCUUGAGAACUGUGGCACGGUAGCCAUAAGUAUCUCCCGCCGAGGUGGUGAUUUGACCAAAACUGUCUCGGUUGAUUUCCGAACAGAAGAUGGUACUGCCAAUGCAGGAUCUGAUUAUGAAUUCACUGAAGGGACUGUGGUAUUUAAGCCUGGCGAGACACAGAAAGAAAUACGGGUUGGCAUAAUUGAUGAUGAUAUAUUUGAAGAAGAUGAGAACUUUCUUGUUCACCUCAGUAAUGUCAAAGUGAUCUCAGCGGAGCAAGAAGAGAGUGUGCUAGAAGCCAAUCAUGUCGCAACAGUGGCUUGCUUGGGGUCACCUGCUACUGCCACGGUCACUAUCUUUGAUGAUGAUCAUGCUGGCAUUUUUACCUUCGAGGAGCCAGUCACUCACGUAAGUGAGAGUGUGGGAACCAUGGAAGUGAAAGUGCUACGGACAUCUGGAGCUCGAGGAAAUGUUAUUGUGCCGUACAAAACAAUCGAAGGCACAGCCAGAGGGGGCGGAGAGGACUUUGAAGACACUUGUGGAGAGCUCGAGUUUCAGAAUGAUGACAUUGUCAAAACGAUAUCAAUCAAAGUAAUUGAUGAUGAGGAAUAUGAGAAAAACAAGACCUUCUACAUUGAAAUUGGGGAGCCCCGUCUGGUGGAGAUGAGUGAAAAGAAAGCCCUGUUGUUGAAUGAGUUUGGUGGCUUCACAAUAACAGGAAAGUGUUGGAAUGGAAAGCCUGUCUACAGGAAGGUUCAUGCUAGAGACCAUCCUUUUCCUUCUACUGUAAUCAACAUUCAAGACGAGGAGUAUGAGAAGCUGCCCUUGACAAAGAAGGAGGAGGAAGAGCGUCGCAUCGCGGAAAUGGGGCGGCCCAUCCUGGGGGAGCAUACAAAGCUCGAAGUGAUCAUUGAGGAAUCCUAUGAGUUCAAGAACACUGUGGACAAGCUCAUUAAGAAGACAAACCUUGCUCUUGUGGUUGGGACAAACAGCUGGAGAGAACAAUUCAUUGAAGCUAUUACUGUCAGCGCUGGAGAGGACGAUGAUGACGAUGAAUGUGGAGAAGAGAAGCUGCCAUCCUGCUUUGAUUACGUGAUGCACUUUCUGACCGUCUUCUGGAAAGUCUUCUUUGCCUUUGUCCCCCCAACGGACUACUGGAAUGGUUGGGCUUGUUUUGUUGUUUCCAUCCUCAUGAUCGGCCUUCUGACCGCCUUCAUUGGGGACUUGGCAUCCCAUUUUGGCUGCACCAUUGGCCUGAAGGAUUCCGUCACCGCAGUUGUAUUUGUUGCAUUGGGAACUUCAGUGCCAGACACCUUCGCCAGCAAAGUGGCAGCCUGCCAAGAUCAAUAUGCAGACGCUUCCAUCGGCAAUGUCACCGGUAGCAAUGCUGUGAAUGUUUUCCUUGGGAUCGGCGUUGCCUGGUCCAUUGCCGCCAUCUACCACGCAGCCAAAGGCCAGGCCUUUGAAGUCCAACCGGGCACCUUGGCGUUCUCCGUCACCCUCUUCACCAUCUUUGCUUUUAUCAGCGUUGGCGUGCUCCUCUACCGGCGGAGACCGGAGAUUGGAGGUGAGCUGGGCGGGCCACGGACUGCCAAGCUUCUGACCUCAUCCCUCUUUGUGCUCCUUUGGCUCUUGUACAUAUUUUUCUCAUCUCUGGAAGCCUACUGCCACAUACCGGGCUUCUAAAGGAACUCUUGGAAGAUAGUAGCUAUAUGUAUCUAUAGAAAGAGAGCGAAAGAGAAAGAUAUAGGUAUAUAGAUAUAGAUCUAAUAUUAUUGAAGAGAGGAAGAAAAGACAUUUGCCAUGUUCACCUAUCUACUGAUGGAAUGUAGCUUUGCAGUAGGAGUUUGAGAUCUGCAGGAUUCGUCACCGGGGCAGCGUCACACAAACAAGAGGCACAGAUGCAGGGACAUCUCUGCGACUCAUCUUUACAAGAUCAUGAUGGAGUUACUUUACAUUUUCCUUGUUCCCUCCCUGUAUAAGGGUUGAUCUGAUUUCAGUGGGGGUCAAUUGGAAAGACAAAAGGCCACCCGAGGCUGUAUCAUAUUGGGCCAAUGACUGAAAAGGAGAGUGAUUGACUUUAUUUACUAAUAUUUUUGUUGCCUUCUUCACAAUUCAAGAACAAGCCGAACCAUCACCCUCAAAGAAACAUGUGAGUCUGGAGUGAUGUGCAAGAUCCAGGGAUUUCCAGCCCUCAUGCUGUUUUGUUGAUCGGGGGAGCUGUUUUGGGGGAGAUUGGGAGUUUGUCUUCAUAUUUUGUUUGUUUUGAACCCUACCAACCCCCACUUACUGUCCGGCUGUUUCAAGAGUAUCUUACGUUGAAAUAUCACACAAAUCCCCUGCUGGUUUUUUUUUUUAAAAGAGGUCUCUGAUUCAGAAUCAUGAUUUGAUGCAUCCAAUCCCCCCAUCCCUUUCAAAGAGGAAAGCAACCGUUAAACAGCAUUUCAUUCGCUCCAAAACUGUGGAUUAUUACCAAAAAUGUGCCCAAAGCCCUAAAUGUCACAUCCUACUUGACACAACACACACAGUGGGCCCUCCAAAUCCGCGGUGUUCGAAUCCGUGAUUACCAGCAACCACGGAUCAUGCGCUCACAUUGCCAUCGUUUUAUAAUGUAGAGUGUGAUCGUCCAUAGUUCUUUGCAUCUGCGGCAGGUCCCGGAACCGAACUCCCGUAGAUAUAGCAGACCCACUGUAUCUAUAUAUAUUGUUGAGGCUCUGACAUAUCCUGUCAGACUAAUUUUAAUUACCUCCUGUGCCCUUCCCCUACCCUGCCAAUCUUUGCUGCUAUGCUCCUUCUCAUAUGCCAGUUUGGGAAUGCUUUCAUGGUACUUGUUGUAACACUUUGCAUGAAUGAAGCAAACCAUAAUCUGUAAUAUAGCAUUGAGUAGUGAUAGUCUGUUCAGUGAUGCCGAUUGAACAUUGAAGAAGCGA
Messenger RNA from Anolis carolinensis (green anole), 5521 nucleotides. It is a transcript of the gene slc8a1, whose product is annotated as solute carrier family 8 member A1. The transcript is spliced from 11 exons. Gene Ontology annotation, cellular component: axon; postsynapse; sarcolemma. Bases 1368 to 4277 code for a protein of 969 amino acids. Gene Ontology annotation, molecular function: calcium:sodium antiporter activity. Lineage: Eukaryota; Metazoa; Chordata; Lepidosauria; Squamata; Anolidae. The record is from RefSeq and is a predicted model, not a curated record. Gene Ontology annotation, biological process: cell communication; sodium ion transmembrane transport; calcium ion import across plasma membrane.